Molecule: messenger RNA, 606 nt
Organism: Racocetra persica
Lineage: Eukaryota; Fungi; Glomeromycota; Glomeromycetes; Diversisporales; Gigasporaceae
Source: the annotation of a GenBank genome assembly
AUGGCCAAUAAUUCUAGCUUACUUAAUUGUUUAUGGAUAAGCUUUUUCAUUUUUGCUACUGGGACCGGUGUUUUAUCAGGAUAUUUAGUAUCUAAUGCUUAUUAUGAAUGCCUAAAAGGAAGACUUACAUCUUCUAGUUCAUACUCAACGUCAUAUUCCAUUAACUCGAUUCCUUGUAACACAUAUGAUAAUAUUUCUGGUGGCAUUAUUGCUGGGAUAGUUUUAGUAAUUGUUGGGGCGCUUUGGUGCUGUACUUAUUGUAUAAUUCUAAGUCGAAAGCUGGCCCCUCCAAAACUUCCAACCUACCAAAGCCAACCAACAAACGGAAGAAUGUCAAUUAUGGCACACAUUAAAAAUGUUUUUAAGAAAAAAGAGGAAAAUGUUGAGUCACAAGCUCAUGAAAUCACUCCAACACUCCAAAGCCAGUCAACAAAUCAAAGAUCUCUAUUUCCGAAUUUUCAGAAGAAAAAGGAUGAUACAGAGUUACAAGCUCAUGAAAUCACCCCAACACACCAAAGCCAGUCAACAAAUCAAAGAAAAUCUCUAUUUCCAAAUUUUCAGAAGAAAAAGGAGGAUGCAGAGUUACAAGCUCAUGAGGUCGUAUAA